This is a messenger RNA of Kogia breviceps (pygmy sperm whale), 2727 nucleotides long. It is a transcript of the gene RIPK2, whose product is annotated as receptor interacting serine/threonine kinase 2. The record is from RefSeq and is a predicted model, not a curated record. Gene Ontology annotation, biological process: innate immune response; signal transduction; positive regulation of canonical NF-kappaB signal transduction. Gene Ontology annotation, molecular function: ATP binding; JUN kinase kinase kinase activity. NCBI's taxonomy places the organism in Eukaryota, Metazoa, Chordata, Mammalia, Artiodactyla, Physeteridae. Gene Ontology annotation, cellular component: cytoplasm.
AGGGUCCGCUGACUGGGUGUGAGGCUGCGGAGAGGAAAUUUCCCCAAAAGAAAACCUUUCCAACCUAGUGGGUUGGGGGGAGAGAAGACAAAUUGAGCGCCCCUGGCUCACUUCCCCCACUUCCAAGCCCCGCCCGAGCCCCGCCGGUGUGGCACACGUGGUCUGGGCGCCACAAGGCGGAGAUCUCGGGCCUCAGGCCGAGGCCGGAGCCUUGCUGGGAGGAUCGCGGGCCAGGGGCCCUCAUCCCCGCCUCGGCAUCCGCCGCUGAAGUCUUCUGAGGAGUCUGGGGAGGGAGGAGCUCCGACAGGCGGGCUCGGGUGGCUGCCAGCGCCUGGGAGGACCAGGUCGGAGAGAGGAAGCUCCUCCCUUGUGCGCCCCGCCGCCGCAGAGUUGACACGUCUCUAGAAGAGAAGAGUCUGCUCCGGCUCCGGAUAAGCAGCGGCUUGGCGUGGGCUGCGCGGAGAAUGGAUGGCCCCGUGACAUAGUGUCCGGCAGCCUGUAGGGCCUGCCGACCCUGCUCGCGCAGGGGGUGGAGCCGCGGAAGCGGCGGGCACUUCCGGAAUCGACCGGCUGCCUGAGUGCCCGCGCAACCCGCUACCAUGAACGAGGAGGCCAUCUGCAGCGCCCUGCCCACCAUCCCGUACCACAAGCUCGCCGACUUGCGCUACCUGAGCCGCGGCGCGUCCGGCACCGUGUCUUCUGCCCGCCACGCAGACUGGCGCGUUCAGGUGGCCGUGAAACACCUCCACAUUCACACCCCGCUGCUCGACAGUGAAAGAAAUGAUGUCUUAAGAGAAGCUGAAAUUUUACACAAAGCUAGAUUUAGUUACAUUCUUCCAAUUUUGGGAAUUUGCAAUGAGCCUGAAUUUUUGGGAAUAGUUACUGAAUACAUGCCAAAUGGGUCAUUAAAUGAACUCCUACAUAGGAAAAAUGAAUAUCCUGAUGUUCCUUGGCCAUUAAGAUUUCGUAUUCUGCAUGAAAUUGCACUAGGUGUAAAUUACCUGCACAAUAUGAAUCCUCCUCUACUUCAUCAUGACCUGAAGACUCAGAAUAUCUUAUUGGAUAAUGAAUUUCAUGUUAAGAUUGCAGAUUUUGGUUUAUCAAAAUGGCGCAUCAUGUCCCUCUCACAAUCACGAAGUAGUAAAUCUGCACCAGAAGGAGGGACAAUUAUCUAUAUGCCACCUGAAAACUAUGAACCUGGACAAAAAUCAAGGGCUACUAUCAAGCAUGAUAUAUAUAGCUAUGCAGUUAUCGCAUGGGAAGUCUUAUCUAGAAAACAGCCUUUUGAAGAAGUCACCAAUCCUUUGCAGAUUAUGUAUAGUGUGUCACAAGGACAUCGACCUGACACUAAUGAAGAAAGUUUGCCAUUUGAUAUACCUCAUCGAACACUUAUGAUCUCUCUAAUAGAAAGUGGAUGGGCGCAAAAUCCAGAUGAAAGACCAUCUUUCUUAAAAUGUUUAAUAGAACUUGAACCAGUUUUGCGAACAUUUGAAGAGAUAACUUUUCUUGAAGCUGUUAUUCAACUAAAGAAAACAAAGAGUGCUUCAAGUACCGUUCACUUAUGUGACACGAAGAAAAUGGAGUUAUUUCCGAACAUACCGGUAAAUUAUGGUCCACAGGAGGAAUCGUGUGGAUGCUCUCAGCUCCAUAAAACUAGUGUUUCUCCUGGAACAUCAAGGUCCCUGUCAGCUCCUCAAGGCAAUGAUUUUCUAUCUAGAAAAACACAAGACUUUUCUGUGAUGCAUCAAUGUCCAGUAAAUCACAGUUGUGACAGUAACAUUUCUGUGGCUCAAAGAGCAACAUUCUGUGAUCACAGGGCUGCUCCAUGCUCUUUAGCAAUAAUAAAUCCACUCUCAGCAGAGGGAAAUUCAGAGCGAUUUCAGCCUGGUAUAAUCCAACAGUGGAUCCAGAGUAAAAGGGAAGAUAUUGUGAACCAAAUGACUGAAGCCUGCCUUAACCAAUCUCUAGAUGCCCUCCUGUCCAGGGAUUUGAUCAUGAAGGAGGACUAUGAACUCAUUAGUACCAAACCUACGAGGACCUCAAAAGUCAGACAAUUAUUGGAUACUAGUGACAUCCAAGGAGAAGAAUUUGCCAAAGUUAUAGUACAAAAAUUGAAAGAUAACAAGCAGAUGGGUCUUCAGCCUUACCCAGAAAUACUUGUGGUUUCUCAAUCUCCAUCUUUAAAUUUAUUUCACAGUAAAAACCUAUAAGGAACUCUUUUUCAAGAAUAAAAAUCAGUGCAUAAAAGGGUAUUUUAUAUUUCUUUUGCCUUGAUAAUGUUUUUAUGAGAUUCAUAUGAAUAUUAGAAACUUUAAUGAAGUUUCUUCUUCAGAUAAAUAUUAGUCUUCUUCCAUGACAUUAUAGUAUUUUUUAAAUUAAUACAGUAGAAAGUGUGAUUUUUGCUGCAUAGUUCAAUUCUUUUUGUCUCUUUGGUUAAUUGAAACUAUUUUUUCAAUGUAAUAAUUAUAUUUUUAUUGUACAAAACAAUGUCUUCAGGUUUCAUGUGUUUCUCAUGGAUACCAUUUUCACAUAUACUUUCUUUGUGGAUUAUUUAUUACUUGUUUAAGAUGCUUGACUUUCUGAAGACUUAAAUCAAAGAAACUUUUAAAUGUUAGUUAUUCAGUUCUUUAGAAAAUUGUUUCAAAGAUAAGCAAUACAAAGUGUAUAAAGAAAAAGUUAAUCCUUCAACAUGUGUUUCUACUUCUAUUUCUAGCCUCAAGUAACAAC